Molecule: messenger RNA, 4876 nt
Organism: Gossypium arboreum
Lineage: Eukaryota; Viridiplantae; Streptophyta; Magnoliopsida; Malvales; Malvaceae
Product: FIP1[V]-like protein
Biological process (GO): mRNA processing
Source: RefSeq, a predicted model, not a curated record
GCAGGGUGUAUUAAAUUAAAACAUCAAACAUAUGGGAUAAAAAAGCAGAAGAAAGAAGGGACAAACAGAAGUCAUGCAUGUAAAAUCGUAAUAACAAAAGCGAGAUCGAAUCAAAACCCUUUCCCUAACACUCUCCUCCCUUUUAUUUGUCUCUAUCUCAGCCUCUCUUCUUUACUUUCAUUUCAUCUUCCAAUGGAAGAUGACGAUGAGUUCGGAGAUCUCUACUCCGACGUUCUUCACCCUUUCUCAUCAACUACCACGAUGUCAUCCGCUGCUCCCCAACCUCACCACCCUUUCCCUCCACCCCCACAUCUCCACCAUCCAAUCGAUCUCAACCGCGGUUCAGCUCCUGCACCAAUGUUUCUCGAUUCUAAACACGAACCUGCGGAUGGCCAAGACGUUAAUUUCGAUAUCGAAGAAGGGGGUAGUAAUGGAAUUGAAGCUACCCGCUAUGAUGACCCGAUAUUCCCGGGUUUAACCGAACCGGUUCCUCAUGAAGAGUCCGGAUGGAAUGCUAACGAAAGUGGUAUUGGAAUUCGAGGCGGUGAAGCGGAAGCCGAUGAAGGCGAUGGUUUUGAUAGUGACAGUGAAGAUGAUCUACAGAUAUUGUUGAACGACAACAACCACGGCUUGAUGGAUAUGGAAAGGAGAGGAAUGAUUGGCGAAGAUGACGAUGACGACGAAGACGAGGACCCACUUGUGAUAGUGGCUGACGCAGAUGCAAACCAAGGGACGGAGGAGCAUGAAUGGGGUGAAGAAGGAUGCCAGGCGGCGGAUGGGGAGAAGAAAGAAGGGGGAGAAGCAGCUAAGGUUGGCACCGCCUGCGGUGGAGGAGGAAGUGUGGUUGCGCCGAAAAUUGGUUACAGCGAUCAUGGGUACCAUCCGUUCCAUUCUCAGUUUAAGUAUGUAAGACCUGGUGCAGCAUCAAUGCCUGGAACCAUUGCUAGUGGUCCUGGAUCUGCCCCAGCUCAGGUUCGUCCAAUCAUGAGUGUUACGGCUGGUCGUGGUAGAGGUGAUUGGAGACCACAUGGAAUGAAAACUGGUACUCCUAUGCAAAAAUGUUUCCAUCCUAGUUUUGGAAUGCCUGGAGGGGUUAACAAUAUGGCAGGGCGUGGAGGGCUGGAAUUUACACUUCCUUCUCACAAAACCAUAUUCAAUGUUGACAUUGAUAGUUUUGAGGACAAGCCAUGGAAGCAUUCUGGUGUUGAUCUCUCUGACUUCUUCAACUUUGGUCUAAAUGAGGAGGGCUGGAAAGACUAUUGCAAACAACUGGAACAACACCGCUUGGAGACGACCAUGCAAAGCAAAAUUCACGUUUAUGAAAGUGGGCGAACAGAGCAGGGUUAUGAUCCUGAUUUGCCUCCAGAAUUGGCAGCAGCAACUGGGCAAGAGGUUCGAGCUGGUGCUGCUAAUCUUGGAAAGUUGGAUGGCGGACAAAAUGACGUUACCAAAGGAACUGCUCGAAUUCGACCACCACUUCCAACUGGGAGAGCAAUACAAGUGGAGGGAGGCUGUGGGGAACGCCUCCCCUCCAUUGAUACACGGCCACCUCGUCUCCGUGAUUCAGAUGCAAUUAUUGAGAUUAUCUGUCAGGAUACUCUAGACAAUGAUUCCUCCACACAGAAUGGUGUUGAAGACCAAACAGAAAAUGAACUGUCAAGGGAGUAUCUUAUAGGAGAUCUUGUAUCUGAAGCUGAAGUUGCACAUGAAGAUAAUGAAUGUUUUGAUGGUUUUCCAGAUUCUUAUAAUAGUCGAAAGAGAAAAUUAAUUGGAAAGAGGGCUAUUAAUUCUGCCCAGAGUAAUGUGCCUGAAGAUGAUAAGAUUUUGCCCUUCCCUGCAGAAGCAUUGCGUCCAGAUGGUCCUGGAUCUAGGGGUCAGAGUCCUAUGCAUCCUAGUGGAAACUUUGAGGUUCCUCCCGAAGAGAGGCAACGACGGGGAAGAGCAGGUGAAAUAUCCCCUCAUGAGACACGUAUUCAAGGUAAACAGGAUAACUUCAGUGAUGGACAUGAGGAAGAAUCUGUUGAAAGCAUGGAUGGUAAAUCUCCUUUCUUAGUUAGAGAUGCCAGGGAGAUAAGUGUGGAGCGUAUGGAUGGUGUUGAUGAUGAGCUUGAGCCAACUGAUGGAAGCCCUGUUGAAAAGGAGCUGUUAAAUGGCACCUAUAAAGAUGGGAGUUCACUCAAUCCCUUGAACAAUGGAAAAAAUCGUUUUCAACUGGAGCAAAGGAAGCUUCACAAUGCUGAUGAUGGUGAGGAUUCUAGGGCUGCAAGAAGUAGUGAACACAGCAAAACAAGAUCUGGCAGCAGCAGGGAUUAUCAGAAACGACCAGAGAGUGCUGAGGAGGAGGUCGUUCAGGGUGGAUAUUCAUCUCGUGUUGGGAAUGUCAGGAAGAAUCUUGAUGAACAUGAUCAUAGUUCCCAGAGAAAAUAUUGUGAUGGGAGACUUGAGAUUGAGAGAAAUCGCAUGACAGGUACUCUAGGAGAGGAUUCUUAUCCUCUUAGAGACUUUGGUGCUAACUUGUCACAUGAUUUUCCCAUUAAAACAGAGGGUUUUGAUAGGCGAAGGGAGUGUGACAACACUGAUGGUACUUGGCAAUGGGGAGAAGAUGAUCUUUACAGCAGAAAAAAUAGAUCUGAGGACUUUAAGAGAGGACAUGAUGAUGAAAUGGGUUCUAGGAACAGGACUAAGGUUCGAGGAAAUGAAAGGACUGAAAGAGAUGGUUAUCCACCUUCUAGAAAACAGUUUGUUAAUGGCAGUUAUAAAGUUCAUCGUGAUAAGGAUGUUAGUACAAGACUUAGGGAAAGAGAUGAUAAUUUGAAGAGUAGGUAUCAUGCAGCCGAUGAUUACCACAACAAAAGAAGGAAAGAUGAGGAUUAUCUGAGGAGGGUCAAUGCUGACAAAGAGGAGAUCUUGCACGGACAGAGAGAAUCUAGCAGCAGGUGCAAAAAGCAAGAAAGGGAUGAAAUUUUAGACCAGCGUAAGAGAGAUGAGCAACAAAGAAUUAGAGACAAUUUUGACGAACACCAUUCAGUUAGGCACAAAGGUGAGGUCUGGUUGCACAGAGAGAGAGUUGAGAAGCGGAUGGAGAGGGAUGAAUGGCACAAGCUAAAGCAAUCACAUGACAAAAGUUUAUCAACACAGGAGAAAGAAGUUCGGGGUACUGUCAGGAGUGGCUGUGGUUUGGAAGACAAAGCAUGGGUUGGCCAUACUAGGGAAAAGGAUGAACAUAGAGUUUCUGAAAAAGAAUACCAACUUAAAGAGGCAGUACGCAACAGUGAACAGGUAAAAAGAAGGGAUCCGAAUGAUGAUGAAGGUUACUCGCACCACAGAGGGCACGAAGAUCCAUAUUCACAGGGACAUCAAUUCAGUAAUGAUGAGAUAAAGUCCAGGCAGGAAAGGUCAAGCACUCGGAGUGACCAUGCCGUCAAUGGUUCUGAUAGCCGAAGGGGGCAUGAGAAGAAACGUAAAGAAAAUGUUAGGAAGACUAGAGAAUCUGCAGGUGGAGGUCCAAUCACUUUUGGUUCUGCCAAGAGAAGUAAUGAAGAUUUAAGUGGUCUCAACAAUGAAACGGGCUUGAAAAGUGCUGAGAAGAGUGAGAACCCAGUGUAUAACUCUUCCCGGAAACAUAGAGAAGAUGCAUCUUCAGAUGGUGAACAGCAAGAGUUGAAACGAGGGCCCUCCAAAUUGGAACGUUGGACAAGCCAUGGGAAGAGGGAUUACAAUAUCAACAGCAAGUCAUCAACUUCCUCGAAGUUAAAGGAGAUUGAAAAUAUUAAUAAUGUGGGAUCUUCAGGAUCGUACAAAAUCUCGGAUGAAUCCAGUAAGUCUAUUGAACCUGCUGAGAAUCAUCAUUCUGUGUCGGACGAUAAUGGUGUUUGUGAGCUAGAAAUUAGGGAUGCUGAUACAAGACCAUCUGACACUGUUGAGAAGCUGAAGAAACGAAGUGAGAGGUUUAAACUUCCAAUGCAUGAAAAAGAUACGGUUGCAAUAAAAAGGAUGGAGAGCGAGGCGAUGCCUUCGGCCAAGACUGAAAGAACUCCCUCCGAUUCAGAUAUUAAACAGGAGAGGCCAGCCGAAAAACGAAGGUGGGUCAGCAACUAAUACUGGAAUUAGUAGCUUACAUUGUUGCUGUCUGUGUUGCAAGGUGUAGCAGCCCAGAUUCUUCAACUAUUGAAACCUCAAAGGUUCGGCUACACCAUAUAUUUUGAAAUGGUUACCAUAAGGGAUCCAGGAAUAGGCAUGAACCAAGGUUUUAGUCGUAUCACGAAUGAUCCUAACAAUGUUGCCACCAUAUGCUUUUUUCCCCCAAUAACAUGAGAAUGUAACACUGAACCAAUCACAAAUGGUGGCACCUAUUCCAUUUAGUGUAAAAUUAUGGUGAUCUGCUCAGAUUAUAUGAUAUAAACUCUGGGUGUGAUGAGGGAGGUCCCUUUUCUUCUAGCCCCGUCACCUGUGUAGAAGCUGAAGGCUUCAGGGGAUAAUUGAGGAACUUGUUUUCUAUGCUUAAUGCAGCUUUGAAGAAAAAAUUGGUGCUACCCAGCAAUGAGCAUAUGAGAUGCUUUACAUUUGCAACAAUGGCUUGUGAAGACACUUGGAGAAGAUGGAUGAAUGGUUGGUACUAUUAGCUUCAGUAGAUCCUAAUCACUUGCCCUUUUUUGUUUUUUCAUUCUUAUGACCUCCUUUUGUACUUGAGAAACAGUUUACAGAAAAAGUGAUAAAAGGGGGAUAUUUUUGUUUUGAGUGAUUUAGAUCCAAUUAUAGGCAGUGUUCAGUCUUCCUAUUGCGAUGUAAACCACUAAACCAUAUUCAUAAACACUUCCAUUUGUCAGAAUGAAAAUAAAUAGAGAGGCUUUCAAAUUAGUUGUGCCUAAUUCUUUAA